AUGUUUGAAAAUGAUAUGUUCAUUCAACAGAAGGGAACUGCUAUGGGUAGAAAAAUGGCACCGAAUUAUGCCAAUCUGUAUGUUGGGUUGUUUGAGAAGAAUGUGAUAUUCAGCCCUAACAAUUCAUUCUUGCGCCAUAUCAAAUACUGGAAACGCUUCAUUGAUGACGUAUACCUUCUAUGCCAGGGCACAGCAAAGGAACUUCAUCGAUUCCACUCCUUCAUCAAUACAAGAAGUGAACAUUUGAAAUUCACCCUCACCUUUGAUGAACAUGAAACAAGUUUUCUGGACAUUGAUAAAGAGGGAGGGGGGUGGCUUUAGCACAGACCUAUACAGGAAGCCGACGGACAUUAAUUUCCUGUUACGCGGAGACAGCUUCCACCCUACACUCCUAAAAAAGAGCCUCCCCAUCAGCCAAUACAGUUGA
Messenger RNA from Coregonus sp. 'balchen', 427 nucleotides. Lineage: Eukaryota; Metazoa; Chordata; Actinopteri; Salmoniformes; Salmonidae. The record is from the annotation of a GenBank genome assembly.